Messenger RNA from Thlaspi arvense, 3947 nucleotides. NCBI's taxonomy places the organism in Eukaryota, Viridiplantae, Streptophyta, Magnoliopsida, Brassicales, Brassicaceae. The record is from the annotation of a GenBank genome assembly.
GUAAUUCAAUAAGCACAUUGACAUUUCACAUGUAGCGUCGAUUAUAAGAGAUCAAAUCAAAUUAAGUUAGUAUUUUCUACGCUGUUGCGAAACUAAGACCUGGUCUGCCUCUCUAGAAUUGUUUAAAAAACUCUUGGCAUCACUCAAAACCCAAAAGUCAAAAUCUCAUUCUUUCCUGUUUUGUUUCAAAGACAAAGAAACAAGAUUCUUAAUUAAGAUUCUGACUAUGGACUUCGAUCUCUAGAGAGAGAGAGAGAGAGAGAGAGAGAGAGAGAGAGCCCUGAGGCUUUAACAAAAGGAAACGAAGAAUGAGAUUCGGGAAAGAGUUUGUGUCUAAGAUGAUCCCAGAAUGGCAAGAAGCUUACAUAGAUUACGCUUACCUCAAGACCAUUCUUCAAGACAUCCAAGCUUCUCGAAAGCUUUCGGAAUCCAGCAGCCAGAACAACAAACCUUCAUUCGCACGCAACCUAACCAGACGGUACAACCGCGACGCCUUGGUCUCUGAGGAUCACGACAUUGUUGUCAACACGGUGACUCGGGAGAUCGACACGACUUACGAGACGGUGUUUUUGAAGGCUGGAGAGGCAGGUGGAGACUCUGAGGUUGCUUUCUUUGGAACCCUAGAUCGAGAAUUCAACAAAGUGAAUAGCUUUUACAGGUCGAAAGUGGAGAAAGCGAGGAGCGAGGCCGUGUCUCUGUCCAAACAGAUGGAUGCUUUGAUUGCUUUCAGACUCAGAGUUAUGGAGAAGAAACCUUCUCACUCUGCUUCAGUCUCAGUAGACAUCGAUUCUUUAGCCUCUGAGAUUGGAUCAUCUUCCAAGUCUGGAGAACACAGAGUGGCGCUUGGUGAACUUAUGAGAAACGAGGAAACAGCGAAUGAGAGUAUUCUUGAGCGUAUCAGGAUGAACAAAACGCGGGAAUCUCCUCUGUCUGCCAUUAAAGCCAUCGUCAAGGUCCAUAAGCAGGACGAGCUCAAAUUCACAAGAGAUAAUCUCAAGAAAGCCGAGGAGCUACUUCAAAUAGCGUUUAUCGAGUUUUAUCAGAAGCUUCGGUAUCUUAAGAAUUACGCCUUCUUGAACACUUUGGCGAUAUCCAAGAUAAUGAAGAAGUAUGAUAAGAUAGCCGCAAGAAAUGCUUCGAAACUGUAUAUGGAAAUGGUGGAUGGCUCUUACCUCACUAGCUCCGAUGAAGUUCAUAAGCUGAUGCUAAGCGUUGAAUCUACUCUCACUGAACAUUUUUGCAAUUCAAACCGGAGCCAAGGGAUGAACCUCUUAAGACCAAAAGUGAACAAAGAAACUCAUCGGAUCACAUUUUCAACCGGCUUCUUCUUCGGCUGCGCUAUUUCUCUCAUAAUAGCUCUUGCUUUGAUCAUCCAUGCUCGUAAUAUCUUGGGCACACCGGGACAAAGAACUUACAUGGAAACAAUGUUCCCUCUUUACCGGUUCUUUGGGUUUGUGGUUUUGCACAUGAUCAUGUACGCUGCUAAUAUUUACUUCUGGAAGCGAUUCCGUGUCAAUUACUCCUUCAUCUUUGGAUUCAAACAAGGCACUGAACUUGGUUACAGACAUGUUCUACUUCUCAGCUUUGGUCUUGGUACACUUUCUUUGUGUGCUGUCUUAUUAAACCUUGACAUGGAAAUGGAUUCUCAAACAAAAGACUACAAAACAGUCACUGAACUUAUUCCCCUCUUUCUCCUCUCCCUAGUGAUUGCCAUUACUCUCUGCCCCUUCAACAUUUUGUAUCGGUCAAGCCGAUUCUUCUUCCUCGCGGUUCUGUUCCGCUGCAUCGCUGCACCAUUUUACACGGUGAAUCUUCCGGACUUUUUCUUAGCAGAUCAACUAACAAGCCAGGUUCAAGCAUUCAGGAGUCUAGAGUUCUACAUAUGCUACUAUGGAUUUGGAGAUUUCAGACAAAGACAAAGAAACACCUGCAGAUCAAACGAUGUGUUCACAACAUUCUACUUCAUUGUAGCCGUUAUACCUUACUGGUUACGAUUUAUUCAGUGCAUCCGAAGGAUAUUUGAAGACAAAGAUCUGGGUCAUGGUUACAAUGCAAUCAAGUAUCUUUUGACCAUCAUCGCUGCUUGUCUUAGAACAGCUUUUACUCUUAACAGAGGAACCACAUGGAACAUCACAGCUUGGGUUCUCUCAGGAGUUGCAACGCUUUACGCAACUUACUGGGACAUUGUUGUUGACUGGGGAUUGUUUCAAAGAGGAUGUAAGAACAGUUUCUUGAGAGAUAAGCUUCUUGUUCCUCACAAAACCGUGUAUUACGCUGCAAUGGUCCUGAAUGUUUUGUUGAGGUUAGUGUGGUUGCAAACAGUUCUGGAUCUGAAAUUCUCAUUCUUACAUAGAGAGACUCUUGUCGCGCUUCUGGCUUGCCUCGAGAUCAUACGCAGAGGCAUAUGGAACUUCUUCAGGCUGGAGAAUGAACAUUUGAACAACGUUGGGAAGUUCAGGGCGUUCAAAUCUGUCCCGUUACCGUUCAACUACCAGGAAGAUGGAGAUCAACACAGACUUGAAGUGAAACCUGGGAAACCUCAAUCUUGUGAUCUGAAAAAUGAAGAAGGGAAGGUUCACGUGACCCAGGCAACUCUAGGCGAGGGUUCGGGCAAAGAGAAGAGUGUCAUCAAGUGUUCGGUAGGAGACAAGACCCCGAUUUACCUGUGUUCAUUGUUGCCCAACAAAACCGAAUGCUGCCCUUUGAAUCUUGAAUUCAAUGAUGAUGACGAGACAGUUGAAUUCUCGGUGACUGGUCCCAGAAGCAUCCAUCUGUCUGGAUACCUGGAGGAAUAUGAUCAGGAAGGUGAUGAGCAGGACGAAGAUGAUUCAGAUGGUAUCGAUAUUGGUGAGAGUGAGUCAGAAGAGGCAUCUGACUCUGAAUAUGAUAGUGAAGAGGACCAGCUGGAUGAUCUUGAGGACUUCCUUGACACCAACCUUGAAAUGUAUCGGCAAGCUUCUGUCCCAAAGAGUGGAGUUGUAAUUGAGGAGAUAGAAGAAGAUGAAGAGAAGCCCGCCAAAGAUAAUAAGGCAAAGCGGCCCAAGAAGAAGAUUCAACCUACCAAAGACGAGAACGCAAAUAAACAAAUCAUUGUUAAAGAGAGUGCCCAUGUUCCAGUUCUGGAGAGCGAAGAUGAAGACGGCUUUCCUAUUCCCAAAGGAAAAGCACCUGAGCCAGAGAAUAAGACUGGUAAGAAGAUGGACUUAGAUGAUGAUGAACAAGGUAGCAGCAAAAAACGCAAGGCCAAGGCUUCUGAGCAAGAUGGUGUACAAGAAAGUGCCAACAAGAGUAAAAAGAAGAAAAAUCAGAAAGAAAAGAAGAAAGGGGAAGCUGAUGAACAAGUUCAGGCGGGAAAUGUGCUGAAAAAGCAAGAAUCAAGCCAAAAUUCUCCAACCCCGAAAGCUCAAAAGGGAACUGUGAACAAUGCCAUGAGUGAAAGCUCCAAUACCCCAGUUAAAUCUGCUGAGAAGAAAAAUAAGAAUAAGAAAAAGAAUAACUCAAGUGAGGAAGCUACAGUGGAGACUAAAACCAAUUCUAGUAAAGCUGAGAAAUCAAAAUCAGGCUCAAUUGAACGGAAUCAAGAGGACUCCAAGGCUUCUCAAGAACGGACAUACCCAAAUGGGCUCAUUGUUGAAGAGUUAGGCAUGGGCAAACCCAACGGCAAGAAAGCUGCUCCUGGAAAACAGGUUAGUGUCCGCUACAUUGGAAAGCUUCAGAAGAAUGGGAAGAUCUUCGAUUCCAACAUUGGAAAGAAGCCUUUUACCUUCCGUCUAGGUGUUGGACAAGUCAUUAAGGGAUGGGAUGUUGGCGUUAAUGGGAUGCGUGUCGGUGACAAAAGAAAGCUUACAAUUCCUCCAUCGAUGGGGUAUGGUGCGGGCGGUGCUGGUAGCCAAAUUCCUCCGAACGCUUGGCUGACCUUUGAUGUGGAACUGAUUGAUGUUAGGUGA